AUGUCGAACGACGCGAGUGCUAGUCCUACUGCUACACCCUCUAACAGUAAUAACAAGUCGGACUCGGAAUGGCGUGCCAUCUUGUCACCUGAGCAGUUCAGAGUACUUCGAGAGAAAGAUACUGAAGCACCGGGCAAGGGCAGGUUCGACAAGCACUAUGAAAGUGGAGUGUAUACAUGCGGAGCAUGCGAUGCACCAUUAUACGUUAGCAAGACAAAGUUUAACAGCGGUUGUGGUUGGCCUGCAUUCUUUGAUGCAAUCCCUGGAGCGGUAAACAGACAUGAAGACAAAUCGCUCUUCAUGACGCGAACAGAAAUUACUUGUGCUGCUUGCGGUAGUCACCUUGGGCAUGUAUUCAAGGGCGAAGGAUUUAAUACGCCUACUGAUGAACGUCACUGCGUUAAUUCAAUCUCUUUAACUUUCAAAGGGGAGGAUGGAAAGGUUGAACAAGGCUGA
Messenger RNA from Fomitiporia mediterranea MF3/22, 456 nucleotides. RefSeq names its product methionine sulfoxide reductase. The coding region runs from base 1 to 456 and encodes 151 amino acids. Gene Ontology annotation, biological process: response to oxidative stress; protein repair. The transcript has 4 exons. Lineage: Eukaryota; Fungi; Basidiomycota; Agaricomycetes; Hymenochaetales; Hymenochaetaceae. The record is from RefSeq and is a predicted model, not a curated record. Gene Ontology annotation, molecular function: peptide-methionine (R)-S-oxide reductase activity.